Messenger RNA from Anopheles moucheti, 722 nucleotides. RefSeq names its product protein-lysine N-methyltransferase CG9154. The transcript is spliced from 3 exons. The record is from RefSeq and is a predicted model, not a curated record. Gene Ontology annotation, molecular function: nucleic acid binding; protein-lysine N-methyltransferase activity. NCBI's taxonomy places the organism in Eukaryota, Metazoa, Arthropoda, Insecta, Diptera, Culicidae. Gene Ontology annotation, biological process: methylation. Bases 4 to 717 code for a protein of 237 amino acids.
AGCAUGGCUUUCCAAAAUCAUGAAUCGUCCUCUAUCCCUGGUGAAGAAAUAAGCGAUGAAGAGGACUGCGUUCUACCAGCAGAUACAAUGCUCAUCUUGCAGCAGUUUUUGCAAGAGAAAGCAUUGAAAGAACGAUCUGAAGAAGCCGGUGCUGAACCAGAAGGAUAUUUUGAAGAAAAUUGGCAACUAAGCCAAUUUUGGUACAACGAAGACACAAAAAAGAAACUAGCAUUUAUCGUAAGAAAAUUACAAGAGCAAGAUAUUUCAAAUACGUUUCGAGUAGCGCUGCUGUCGGCGCCAUCCGCUUUUAAGCACGUGUUCAAGGAAAAUGAACAAGGUAAGCUGCUAGCGCCGAUUUUAUUUGAGUUCGAUGAACGAUUCGCUUCGUACGGGGACAAUUUCCAACAGUAUGACUACAACAAGGCUUUCGACUCGGAGUACAUGGACGCAUUUGCCGGUCAGUUCGAUUUGGUCAUCGCCGAUCCACCGUUCUUGUCCGAAGAGUGCAUUGAAAAGAUGGGAGUUAUCGUGAAAAAAAUCACGAAACCAAAUUCCAAAAUAAUUCUCUGCUCUGGAGCAGUAGUGCAGGACUGGGCCAAGGAACAUCUAGGAGUUGAUAUGUGCCAAUUUCGACCAGAGCAUGAACGCAAUCUUGGCAAUGAGUUUUGUUCGUACGCUAAUUUUGAUUUAGAUGGUACUCUAAAUAAAGGCAGUUGAUUGGA